AGUGCAGUAAAGGCCGGUAUGGAGAGAACUGCUCUAAGAUCUGUCCUAGUACAUGUCUUGAUCGGCUAUGUGAUAAUGUCACCGAUGAUUGCGUGUCCUGUAUUGAUCACUGGACGGGACCAAAAUGUGACGCUUGCAGUAAAGGCUGGUUUGGAAUAGACUGCACUGAGGCUUGUCCCCUACAAUGUCUUGACCAAUUGUGCAACAGCACCACAGGCGAUUGCGUCUUGUGUAGUGAGAACCGGGCAGGCAACAAGUGUGACGAUUGCAGUGAUGGCUGGUUCGGAGUAAACUGCAGGCAUGCCUGCCCAAGAUUCUGUCAUCAUCAACUAUGUGACAACAUCACAGGGGAAUGUUUCUCGUGUGAAGAGCCUCAUCUGGGACCUACAUGCGAGGAAUGUGAACUAGGCUGGUCUGGAGAGAACUGCACUCGCACCUGCCCCAGAAUAUGUCCAGGAAACAUGUGUGACAGCAUCACCGGCGAGUGCUUGUUGUGUGUUGGCCAGCGGACUGGACCCAAGUGUGAUG
Candidula unifasciata is the source of this 528-nucleotide messenger RNA. NCBI's taxonomy places the organism in Eukaryota, Metazoa, Mollusca, Gastropoda, Stylommatophora, Geomitridae. The record is from the annotation of a GenBank genome assembly.